GAGUGAAUGCCAUUUGUUCCAAACAAGGAAUUUCGUAGAAAUUUUACAGAUGGUCAAUAGUUACCUCAGUAGGCUACGUCUGGCUGCACCAUAAGCCUAACCACACGCUAGGCUUUAUAAGCUACACCCGCGAGAGGAGGCAGCACGCUUACACACUUGCUGGCCGGAGAGAGAAGAGAGAGCUUGCUAGGCAUGGAGAGCUUACUGCCCCUCGUGCUGGCAGGGUCGUGCACCCUCGCCGCGGCGGUGCUGCUCUGCAUUAGCGCCGCCGCCGCCGCGUGGCUGCAGCGGCCGCGGCGCGUCGCCGAGGCCUUCCGGCGGCAGGGGAUCGACGGGCCGCCGCCGUCGUCGUUCCUGUCGGGGAACCUCCCCGAGAUGCAGGCGAGGGUGGCCGCGGCGGCGACGGAGGCGGAGGCCGGCGGCCGGGACUUCGUCAAGGACGGCUUCGACGACUACUGCAAGAGGAUCUUCCCCUACUUCGAAAAGUGGAGGAAAGCCUACGGCGAGACGUACCUGUACUGGCUGCGCCGGCGGCCGGCGCUGUACGUGUCGGACCCGGAGCUGAUCCGCGAGAUCGGGCGGUGCGUGUCGCUGGACAUGGGCAAGCCCACCUACCUGCAGAAGGGCCAGGAGCCCCUGUUCGGCCGCGGCGUCCUCAAGGCCAACGGCGCCGACUGGCAUCGCCAGCGAAAGCUCAUCGCCCCCGAGUUCUACAUGGCCAAGGUCAAGGGCAUGGUGGAGCUGAUGGUGGACGCGGCGCAUCCUCUGCUGCGGUCGUGGGAGGGCAAGGUCGCCGGCGCGCCGGGCGGGGUCGCGGUGGUCGACGUCGACGAAGACAUCCGGAGCUUCUCCUUCGACGUCAUCUCCAGGGCGUGCUUCGGGGGCGACUACUCGAGAGGGAGGGAGAUCUUUCUCCGGCUGAGGGCGCUCUCGGGCCUCAUGUCCGAGACCAGCGUCAUCUUCACCAUCCCGUCCCUCGGGUACCUGCCGACGGAGAAGAACCGGAGGAUCUGGAGGCUCACGCAGGAGAUCCGGUCGCUGAUCCUGCAGCUGGCGAGCGAGCGCAGGGCUUGCAAGGCGGAGCCGGGCCAGGACUUCCUGGGCUCCGUCAUCGAGAACAGCCGGGUCCAGCCGCGGGCGGACGACUUCGUGGUGGACAACUGCAAGAACAUUUACUUCGCGGGCCACGAGACGAGCGCGGUCACCGCGACCUGGUGCCUCAUGCUCCUCGCCGCGCACCCGGAGUGGCAGGACCGCGCGCGCGCCGAGGUGCUCGAGGUCUGCGGCGACGCCGCGCCGGACUUCGACGCGAUCGCCAUGAUGAAGACGGUGCACAUGGUGGUGCUGGAGACGCUGCGGCUGUUCCCGCCGUCGUCGUUCGUGGUGCGGGAGACGUUCCGCGACAUGGAGCUCGGGAGGCUGCGCGCGCCCAAGGGCACCUACCUGUUUGUUCCCGUCUCCACCAUGCACCACGACGCGGCCGCAUGGGGCCCGACGGCGCGCCGGUUCGACCCGGGCCGGUUCCGGGACGGCGUGGCGACCGCGUGCAAGCACCCGCAGGCGUUCAUGCCGUUCGGGCUCGGCGCGCGCACCUGCCUCGGCCAGAACCUCGCGCUCGUCGAGGUCAAGGCGCUCGUCGCCGUCGUGCUCUCGCGGUUCGCGCUCGCGCUGUCGCCGGACUACAGGCACGCCCCCGCGUUCCGGUUCAUCAUCGAACCGGAGUUCGGGCUGCGCCUCCUCGUCCGCCGCCUGGGCCAGGACGGCCACUGAAUCGUGUUCGGAGUUGCGUUUUGUAAAGACGUACGCUAGAUAGCACAUGAAAAUCAAGGAGAAUGGAUGGAACACGACAACACCGAUGAACACCCAAACAACAAUACGAUGAUACGUAUAUGAAGGAUAAUAAUACCGAAGCACUUGUCAGUGCUACAUGAAUUGACGCCUGCAUGCGUUUCAGAGUGUAUUUAGCAUUUAGUUUCAGCUCUUUAUUUCUAUUUUUUAGAGCAAUCAGUUGUUUAUAUAGUUUCAGUGCGUAUGGAAUGAAAAUGACACGAGUUGACGGUGGAUUCA
Molecule: messenger RNA, 2067 nt
Organism: Phragmites australis (common reed)
Lineage: Eukaryota; Viridiplantae; Streptophyta; Magnoliopsida; Poales; Poaceae
Product: cytochrome P450 714D1-like
Exons: 3
Coding region: 193-1770 (525 amino acids)
Molecular function (GO): iron ion binding; heme binding; monooxygenase activity
Source: RefSeq, a predicted model, not a curated record